This is a messenger RNA of Dunckerocampus dactyliophorus (ringed pipefish), 2229 nucleotides long. RefSeq lists its product as uncharacterized. Lineage: Eukaryota; Metazoa; Chordata; Actinopteri; Syngnathiformes; Syngnathidae. The record is from RefSeq and is a predicted model, not a curated record. The transcript has 15 exons. Bases 1 to 2193 code for a protein of 730 amino acids.
AUGUCCUGCUUCAUUCUAUACCUGGCGGCGCUCGGCCUACAGGCAGGCGCGGCUGCAACGGACUGGACUUUUACCAGCUCUGGAGAGAUGGACAUCACAGCCUGUCCCAUCACUUACUAUGGACAGAAGUACCAAAAAGUAUAUGUCCAACAGGUAGAACUGGGCAACUUUGGAACACAAGCUAUUCUAGCCAUCAGGACGUAUUCCGGGUACACAGAUGUAGAUCUUGUGGCGGACACACAGGUAAAAGGUGAAACGGUUUUCAAACACGUGUUUCCAGCCAAUGAAACGAGCAUGGGUGUCAUUACAGACAUGAGUGGAUGCCGACUCUCAGGUUCUGUUUACAUGACUAAUACAACUGUUAGCGACCCAGACAUCUGCUCUACGGUGACCUGCAACGUGAAUGGAGUCGCUACUGCGGUCAGUGAAUGUCCACCCAUGCACCAUUGCCGGGGCAACGGCAGCUGCGCCUUUGACGCCAUGUGCACGCUCACCGCCUCCACUGUCAUCGAUUUUGUCGGCCGCGCUCAUACCGUGUCCGAUCGCUGUGGAUACACUCUAAUGAAGUCCGAGGCUGUCCCUGACGUCCGGAUACAGGGCGUCUUCCGGGAGCGCCACCACAAAGAUGUCAGCUUCUUGGACCAUGUGAUCCUGCAUCUGGACAGCCAAGAUGUUCAAAUGAAGCUGCUGCAAGGUGGCAGAGUUGAGAUCAACGACAGGUUGCAAGCUCUCGACACCACAGCGACAACUGUCCAUGGCGUGGAACUCUCCAAGGACCAGAGCGGAGUGACUGCUAAGCUAUCACAGUCCAACUACACCCUUACGGUCUUCUUUGAUGGCAACAUGGUGCAAAUCCACCUGAAAGGUGAUAAUGAAGCUGCCGUACAUGGAUUAUGUGGCAAUUCUUCUGUAGAUUUUAGUAAAGAGAGAGUCUCAGAGCACAGCAUUACAGGCUGUGAGACGCAACACAAAGAUGGUGAGAAUAGCAUGAUGGACUGCAACUCCACAACUGAAUGGUGUCAGCUCAUGUGGCAGGAUCCCUUCACCCAGUGCCAUGUACACAUCGACCCCGAGCCCUUCAUUUCGGCCUGCAUCAGCCAUUUGUGUCGAUCCCCUGCAGUAGAUGGCCUCAAAUGCCACUUCAUGGAGGCCUACACCAGGGCCUGUCGCCAACAGGGCAAUGUCACGGUGGAGGACUGGAGGUCAACGACUGAAUGCGCUGCCGGUCCUGAGGCUCUUUGCCGGGACAAGUUCUGUAGUGACCACGAGUUCUGCGGUAUGAGCUACGACGGAGAAGCCCACUGCCUUUGCCGGGCCCUUUUUGCCUCCGACUACAGAGCCAAAGACAAGUUUGGUGAGCCAGCGGUUUGCAACCACUCGUCUGCGUCGGUGAACAUGUACUGUUGCCUUCUGUUGGAGAAGGGCAUCGACUACACGAGGCUACACCUCAACGACGAGAGCUGCAAAGGUGACAUUGACGAUAAGACCCACAUGGUGUCGUUUAACUUCGAUAGGGACCGUACUUGUGGUGCAAUCAUUAAGGCAAACUCCAGCAAAAUAACCUACAAGAAUGUCAUCAUGACACCUAACAUCUCCAGUGUCGUGACACGUUACAGAAACGUGCACAUGGACUUCUCCUGCCAUUUUGACCAACCAGACCUUGACGGACUGGCCAUCAAAAUCAAAGAUAGCCCGGUGAUUAAACACUUCACGUCGGGAGAGUGGGAUUACACCCUGACCAUGACUGCGUACACGAAUCCCGGAAGAACCCGACCCGUACAGUCGAGUACCGGGGUUCUGCUCAAUGAAAAAAUCUGGGUAGAGGUCAAGGCGUAUGGACUGGAGGGAAACGCCAUCUCUGUAGUGACAGAGUCCUGCUGGGCCACCGAUCAGUUGUCUUCAAAUGGGAGCGUUCGAUAUGACCUCAUCACUGCAGGAUGUCCUAACCCUGCUGACUCAACAAUCCACAUGGAAGGCAACGGGCAGGGAACGUCCAACUACUUCUCCUUCAACAUGUUCAAAUUCUUGGGCAGUGAAAUCAGUGAAAUCUUCCUGCACUGCAGGGUAGACCUGUGCGUGCAACAGGGAAACUCAUGCAUCCAGGUGUGCAACCAGCCGGCAAGGAGGCGCAGAUCUCUCUCGACCAUUGAUUCUACUGGAGGUCCAGCCAUAGUUACCAUGGCCUGGGCUUAAGCAGGUUUGGUUUGGUUUAGUUUUAUUUGAACAUGC